Messenger RNA from Rotaria sordida, 3486 nucleotides. The record is from the annotation of a GenBank genome assembly. NCBI's taxonomy places the organism in Eukaryota, Metazoa, Rotifera, Eurotatoria, Philodinida, Philodinidae.
AUGGCAUCAAAUAAUAUAAAACCAAUAUCACCAGAUUCAAAACUUUUACUUUAUACUCCAAUUGAAUUAAAAGAUUCAACAGAUGCAUAUCUUGAAUCAUGUUUUGCUGCAAUUCAACAAAAUCGUUAUACAAUGGAUUCAAAUAUACUUUUACAAAUUGGACAAACAAAUAAAAAACAUAAAGAACAUAUAUCACAUGCACUUCUAUAUGGUAUAUUAACUGAUAUAAAUAAUAAAGCAAAAUAUUUUCAUGAUCUUUUACUUCUUAAUGGUACAAAUCUUUCAUCUAUAAUUUCAAUACUUGAAACAUUAAUUAUUAAAAAUUGGCGUCGUAUACAUGAUAAUGUACGUCAACAAUUAUUAUGGUUUUUACGUGAAACAUUAACAGCUAAUAUUGAUGGUAUUGAUCGUCUUUAUUAUGUUUUUUUACGACAAAUCAAUCCACAUGAACAAUGUUUAGAUUUAUGUGAAACAAUACUUGAAUUAUUAUUAGCACAUCCAUUAUUUUUAAAAACUUAUCCUGAAAUGAUGUUAUUAACAAUAUAUACAUUUUUAUCAAUAUUUCCAAUAUAUAUACGUCGACGUUCCCAACAACAACGACAAAUUGAUUUUAUAUUACAAUUAACACGUGAAAAUAUUCAUUGUAUUGGACGUGAUGCUAUACGUUUAUUAAUACAAAUAGGACAUAUACGUGAAAUUGAUUUAUUUUUAAAACAUUUAUCAUUAAAUACAUCAAAUGAUUAUUUACCUAAAAUUUUAUCAUUACAAACUGAACCAAAAUAUUUAGCAUUACCAUUAUCAUUUGAUUUAGAAAAACAUUUACAAUUUCUUCUUGAUAAUUGUCGUUUAAAUAGUCAAGAAAAAUAUUAUUUUGAUUGGUUUCAAAGUCAAUAUUUAAAUUUUAAACAAUAUCCAGAUACAAUUUAUUUAUGUUCACAUAUUAUACGUUAUGUAUGUGUUGUUUGUCGUAAUCAAUUAAAUCCAAAUAGAAUAACACGUUGGAUAUUUAUAUCAUGGUUAUUAACACAAUUAUAUAAUUAUCAACAAACAUUACAACAAACAUUAAUAACAGCAAGUCAAACAGCAAUGAAUGCUGCUGCAUUUCUAUCAUCAUCAUCACCACAAUUAAUGCAAAUAAAUGAACAAAUAGUACAAUGUCGUUUAGCUAUUUAUUAUGAUUGGUUUUUAUUUGAUAUUAAUAAUUUACAACAAUUAACAAAUGAAUUUGAUGUACAAUUAAAUUCAACUGUUGUUGGUUAUCAUUUAUUAACAAUGUCAUAUUAUAAUGCUAAACAAAUGUUAUUAUUUCUUUUAUAUACAUCAGAAAAUUUUAUAUUAUCAUUAAAAACAUUUAUACAACAAAAUAUUGCACGUUUAUUUAUUGAAUUAUUUCAACGUAUACCAAUAUUAAAUUCACAACAAUUAUUACAAAUGUUUACACAUGAUAGAGAUAUUUAUCAACGUUUACUUACAACUUUUUUUUCAUUACCAUCAUCAACAACAAUGAGUGUACCAAUAAAUGAUGAAGUAAUAGUAAUUAAUGAUGAUAAUAAUCCAAAUGCUGUUAUGCCAGUAACAAUGGAUGAAGAAUCUAAUGAGAUAAUGAUCAUGUCAGCAAAUACAACAGCUUCACCACGUUUUUCUGAUGAUGAAGAAGACGAUGAUGAAUAUGAAAAUAAUAGAAUUUCAUUAAAACUGUCAGAUCAUGAUUAUGAUGAUGAAGAUAUUUUAAUGAUUAAUGAAGAAACAAAAACAUCUCUUGAUACAUAUAAUACAAAUAUAAUUCGUACAAAUUUUCCAUUUGAUCGAUUUCGUUCAUAUAUAAAUGAUCGUGUACAACAAAUGUCAUUAUCUUAUUCUGAAUCAAUAAAUCGUAAUAAAUCUUCAUUACUGAUACAAAUAUAUAAACAAAUAGCUUUAUCAUUAAGUGAUAAACGUCCACUUAUAUUAAAAACUCAAGCAAAUGAACCAGCUGGACCAAUAAAUUCCUAUGCAAUGAUUAAAUUUGAAAAAACAAGUGAUAAAUUUCAAUCACGUUUAUUAACAAUAUUAGAUGAACAAACUAUUGUUAAUGGUCUUUUAUGUUUAUGGUUAUUACGAGAUUCAUUUCAAAAUCGUUUAUUACCUUCAUUAAGAAUAUCUCAAUCAAAUAAACAAAAUUCAAUGUUAGAAAAUAAUUUUCGUGAUAUACCACUACAAAAAUUAAAACGUUCAAUAAAACAAUCAUCUCUAUAUGUUUUAUUUCGUUUAAUUAAAGAUGAUAUAUCAAAUCAAAUUGUUUAUAUUAAACUUUUACAAGCUAUGUAUUUUUUUCAACCAGAAUUAUCUUAUAUAUUUCUUUAUUAUUUAUCAAUUGAUAUUGAUGAUAUGAAAAUAGCUAUAGAAUUGUUUGAAAAAUUUGCACAUGAUAUUAUUAAAUCAAGUAGUAAUCAUAGAAAACCAUCUAUUCCACCAGCUAAAAUGCCAACAUAUGAUCAAGAUUUUAUUGAUUUUAUACAUGAAAUUUUAACUUAUUGUGAACAAGAUGAUACAGAAACAUUUCUUUAUUUAUUUUCAUAUAUCUAUCGUCUUUAUUCAAAAAAAUUUUUUAAUAAUAUUAAAUUAAUACGUCUUCUAUUACAUACAAUAAAUCAUAAUGAAUUAGAACAAUUUAUGUGUGAUAUACUUAAACAUCAAUUACAAUUAUUUAAUUCACAUAAACUUUAUUCAAUUGUUGAUCAAACAUUAUUAUUUUCACAAAAUGAACAAGAAGAUUUUUGGAAAUUAUUAGGUGCACAUGAUUUUGUACAAAAUGAUUAUGAACAAUUAUUUACAAAUAUUAUUGAACAUUUACUUAAUCAUACAAAAUCUGUUAUUGGUGAACAACGUUUAGCUAAAUCAAUUAAUUAUACAACAUAUCGUAAUACAAUAGCAUUAACUAAUGUUUAUGAUAUAUUAAAAACAAAAAUUCCAACAUAUGGUAUUGUUUGUUGUUUAUUUGCACAUGAAUUAACAAAAAAUUUUUCGGAAAAACUUUGUCUUUUAUGGCAUGAACAACAUCAUGAUACAUUUUGGCGACAUCUUGAACGUAUAUUACAAAAAUGGAUACAACGUGAAAAUGAUCAAACAAAACAAAAAAUUGAUUAUAAAAUAGGUACAAUUAAAAUGGCAAAUGAAAAUGGUUUAAAAUAUAUUUUACAACAUUUAGAAAUUUUAUUAGAAAAUAAAAAUAUUGAUAUAAAUGAAAAUAAAAUUGAUCAAGAUGAUUUACAUGAUCGUUUAACUAUUGAUGAAAGUUUAUUAAAUAUUCCAUUAUCAAAAACAACUAUUAAAUUAUUAAUUGAUUGUAUUCAUAAACAUGAACGAAUUUAUUUAGAAAAUAAAAAUUUUGUUGAUCGAUUUGAAAAUGGAAAUUCAGUAUUACCACCACCUUUACCAACAACAACAGCAACGACAACAACAUCUACAACAUCGGUUAAACGACGAAAAUUAGACAAUAAAUCCUAG